UUGAUAUUUGGGUUUGACACUGACAGGCGAUCUUUUACACUACACUACAUUGUAAACACAAAACGUAGUGAUUAUAUGCUCUUUGUGUACUACAUCAGGAAAGUGGUUAUAUUAUGCUCUCUGAUCAGAAAUCUUUAUUUACCAAACAGCAAUUCCUAAAACCUAAGCCUAAACCAGCGUGCCAUUGUAGAAUAUAAUCCUUGCGAAACCGUAUUGUGUUGUGAUAUCUAGCACCGGUGUAGAUAAGACCGAUGUUUUUUUCUGGCACAAUAACAUAAAAACAAUUGGCUCUAAAUAAAUAUAUAAUGACGGAAUUUAGUGACUGGUAUUAUAGAAUACCCCUAUUCACCCGUUACUGGUUAUCUUUAACUGUUGGACUUAGUAUAUUAGCCAAAUUUAAUCUCAUUGACUUCAAUUAUUUUAUUUUGGAUAUUGGCGCCUUCAUCAACAGAUUUCAUUUAUGGCGGCCAGCAACAGCACUAUUCUACUAUCCCAUCACCCAAUCAACCGGAUUCCACUUCCUCGUGAACUGUUACUUCCUGUACAGUUAUUCCGAGCGUCUGGAGACCGGGAUCUUUGCUGGCAAGCCGGCUGACUACUUUACCAUGCUGAUCUUUAAUUGGCUUUUCUGCAUUGGUAUCGGAGUUUUGAUUGGAUUAAGUUACGUGAUGGAUCCGAUGGUGAUCUCGGUGCUGUACGUGUGGUGCCAGCUGAACAAGGACGUGAUCGUGUCCUUCUGGUUCGGGACACGGUUCCGAGCUAUGUUCCUGCCGUGGGUGCUGCUCGCGUUCAACGUUAUUGUCAAUGGAGGUGGCGUUGAAGAGUUCCUGGGCAUCCUGGUGGGCCAUCUGGCCUUGUUCCUGAACUUCAAGUACCCGCAGGAGUUCGGCGGACCUGCUUUGCUGACACCACCUGCUAUCCUAAAGAAAUAUUUCCCUGACUUCCGUCGUCCGAACAACUUCGGUUCUGCAGCCGAAACGAGAACCCCCGCCUCUGAAGGACACCAAUGGGGCCGCGGACAAGCUCUAGGUGGCCUCUGAAUUCAUCUUCGAUCUUCGAAAAUCCUUUUACUCAACAUCCUUCGACCGUGGGAACUAGACCUAGCCUAGACAGGCUAUAUUUGGGCCAAGCUAUGUCUACGAUCAAUAUUUGACAACUUGACAACCCUAGAGAAACAAAACGCACAAUGCUUUAAGGAUGAACAAUAUGUGAUAUUCGGCUGUUAUGUCUUAAAUAACUUUUGUUAGACAGUGAAUCUUCCGUACGAUGUACUAUACCUAUAUUUUAAACCAUCCUGUGAGGCUGUGACGCUUAGUAUGUGUUGCCUAAACUUACACUUGUGGCGACAAUUCACUUCGUGGUUUGUUAUAGUCGCGCCAGGCUAGCGUAAUGAGUGUAGGCUAGUGUAAUAUCUCGUAGAUAUGUCAAAAGAAAGUGAUGCAGUUCUAUUUCAAUCUACUCUACUUAUUUAUACAUAUAAGUUUACAGUACAAAAACAAGUAACUCAAGCGGUAAAUAUGUACAGUCACGUCUGAAAACAUCGACACGAUCGAAGUGCCAAAAA
Molecule: messenger RNA, 1564 nt
Organism: Cydia pomonella (codling moth)
Lineage: Eukaryota; Metazoa; Arthropoda; Insecta; Lepidoptera; Tortricidae
Product: derlin-1-like
Exons: 5
Coding region: 306-1040 (244 amino acids)
Biological process (GO): endoplasmic reticulum unfolded protein response
Cellular component (GO): endoplasmic reticulum membrane; Hrd1p ubiquitin ligase ERAD-L complex
Molecular function (GO): misfolded protein binding; ubiquitin-specific protease binding
Source: RefSeq, a predicted model, not a curated record